UUAAAAAAUUUCCUUCCUUAUCAAUCCUUGGACGCUUUGACAUGUUCAGACUAAAUCGCGCUGUGAACAGACAGUGCUUCCUUCGCCAACGACAGCAAUUUGUACCAAAGCGUUUAUUUUCCAAUAUUAAUAAUUAUGAUAGUUUAAUUUUGAACGCUUAUACUCCCAAAAACGGUAAACCUAGCUUAAUCGCUUCGUCAAAGGACAUUUCCAAUAACACUCGGCAAGCUAUUGAAGAGCAGCUAGGAAUCUCCAAUUUCAAGAAACUAGGAGACGUUCGUACCAUAUACAAUGUAGGCGGAGUCUCUCGAGUAACUAUUGUAUCAGUUGGAGAAGAACAGCCUAAAACACUUGCAGAGGAACAGGAGGCAGCGCGUAAAGCCACAGCCCUCGGAUUGCAGGCUUUGAAACCUCUAGGCGCUAAACGUGUUGGUGUCGAUGUUUCUAUGAAUGUUCAAGGUGCAGCCGAAGGCUCCGUGUUGUCACAGUUUUCCUUUAGUAAGCUGAAGUCUCCUACUGCUAUUGAAAAGGAAGAUAAUAUAGAAAUGGGUCCUUGGGCUUCAGUGUCUGCUGCUGGUUCAGCCAAUUCUUCAAUUAAUAAAGACUGGGAAACUGGACAAAUCUAUGGAGCCUCGCAAAAUGUCGCUCGUAUGUUGAUGACUGCACCUGCAAAUUUAAUGACACCGAAACUGUUUUCAGAGGAAAUUGCCUACCUACUAGCAGGCUUGGAAAACGUAGAAGUAAUAGUAAGGGACGAGGAUUGGGUGAGGCGAAAAAAUAUGAAUGCCUUCUUAUCGGUAGCUAGGGGCAGUGACGAACCAUUAAGGUUGCUAGAGAUUCAUUAUAAAGGGGGUAAAGAAGGAGAUAGGUGCCAUGGUUUGGUAGGAAAAGGCAUCACGUUUGACAGCGGAGGUAUUUCAUUGAAGCCCUCUAAUGGUUUGGCUCUUAUGAAAGGAGAUAUGGGAGGAGCGGCUACAGUAGCGGGUGCGCUGUAUGGUAUUAGUAAAUUGCAACUUCCCAUCAAUAUGAUUGCUAUGCUUCCGUUGUGCGAAAACAUGCCUUCCGGUAAAGCAAGUAAGCCGGGGGAUGUCAUUAAAGCCAUGAAUGGAAAAUCUAUCGAAAUCUUAGACACAGAUGCAGAAGGCCGCUUAGUAUUGGCCGAUGCAUUGUACUACUUGAGUUCAGAAUACUCGCCAGAAAGUAUGAUUGAUCUUGCUACAUUGACUGGCGCUAUGGAUGUUGCAUUAGGUGAUGUAUACGCAGGUGUAUUCACUAACUGUGACAAGUUAUGGAAUAGUUUGGAGAAAGCUGGCAAGCAGACAUCGGAUCCCUUCUGGAGAAUGCCACUAGAUGAUGGAUACGUAGAAGAGAUGAAAGACUCGCUUGUAGCUGAUUUGAACAAUUUAGGUAAAGGUAGAUCAGGUGGUGCUUGUUCAGCUGCAGCCUUUUUGAAAGAGUUUGUUGCUGAUGUUAACAAGACGGCUUGGGCACACAUCGAUAUUGCCGGUGUGAUGGAAAGUUCGUCGACAAUUGGUUACAACAUUAAAGGCAUGAGCGGCCGUCCCACGAGAUCGUUAAUAGAAUACGCCAGAAAUCUUAUAAAUUAAAAACAUUGUAUAUUUGGAGUACAAAAAAAAGAAAUGUGUAACUUCAUAACAGUUUGUUUGAGCCACGUGCUAUUCAAUGACCAUGAUUUUUCAAUUGUUUUUGAGGGGGAAAAUUCAAUAUUGAAGGCAGCAGCAAAAAUCAAAGCGUUCUCCGUGCAUCUAUCUUUUCUUUAAAUCACUUUUUCU
Messenger RNA from Mycotypha africana, 1793 nucleotides. Its product is annotated as cytosol aminopeptidase family, catalytic domain-containing protein. Gene Ontology annotation, cellular component: cytoplasm. Gene Ontology annotation, biological process: proteolysis. The transcript is spliced from 5 exons. NCBI's taxonomy places the organism in Eukaryota, Fungi, Mucoromycota, Mucoromycetes, Mucorales, Mycotyphaceae. The coding region runs from base 42 to 1607 and encodes 521 amino acids. The record is from RefSeq and is a predicted model, not a curated record. Gene Ontology annotation, molecular function: metalloaminopeptidase activity; manganese ion binding.